AUGCAAAAUAAUAUUGGUCGAUUUGAUGAACUAACUAAAUUUUUUAAUAUUACUAAUGGUUUAUUUCGUCAAACGGCACUUACACUCGGUUUGAGUACAUAUCAUUUAACUUCUCUAUUACGUCUACCUGAAAUAAGUAUUGGUUUUAAUAUGCAUAUAGAUCAACGAAGUUUAGAAAAAGUUAAAAUAGAUAUAUUGAAAAAUAUAACAUUCUAUAGUUUAAUCGGUGGAAAUCAAGCAAGCAUAGUACUAAAUAAUGUUCAACAAGAAAAUAUACCUAUGUGUAUUAUUAAAUUUCAUACAUCUAAUAAAAACUUAAUGUUUAGUGUCAAUCAUUGGUGGACACCAUCUCUGACAACAACAAUUCGUUUUGAAACAAUACCACAACAACGAUUUUGGUCAUAUGUAGAGUAUCGACGUCCUAAUGAAACAUAUGAAUUGAUUGGUGAAUAUGGAACAGGACAUAUAUCGAGUAUUCAAUUUAGUUAUUUAUCAUGUCUAUGUCAACGAGUUAAUUAUCAAAUCGAUGGUGGUAUUAAUGUUAGAAUAACUUCUCAAGAAAAACUAGCCGAUAUUGGUCUUCGUCUGAAGCGUUCUUCAGACUCAAUUAUAUUUAAGUGUAACUUAUAUGAUCCAUUGGAACACUAUUUAAUUGGUAUUCAACGUUGUAUUAAUACUAAUUUUACCAUAGGUUUUCUUGCUGAAAAAAAGAGAAAUUAUCAUGUACAACAACCGAUUAAAUUUAGUUUGAUGUCUCAGUGGCAUCUAAAUAAAAUAGGUUUACGAGUGAACACUUUAGUUAACACUCAACACGAAUUAGGUCUUGCUUUAACACAUCAAAUUCGUUAUUUUCCAUUUGUUUUACAAACAUUCGGUUUAUAUUCCUGGUCUAUGCAUAAAUUCAAAUGGGGUGUUGGAUUACAAGUACUUCUUUGA
Molecule: messenger RNA, 936 nt
Organism: Rotaria sp. Silwood1
Lineage: Eukaryota; Metazoa; Rotifera; Eurotatoria; Philodinida; Philodinidae
Source: the annotation of a GenBank genome assembly